UUCUCACAACAAACUUGACGAAAUGGAAGAAUCUCUAUGCCUCCAGUUCAGUUUGAUUUUCAAAAUAAAAUGGCGACUGUCACCACCGCGGCGCGCUCACGGUUUGAGACGAGUGCGUGAGCCUGUCCGCGCGACACAAACGAAAGGUGCUCGCCUGCUGACACCUGGCGUGUGCAGGCUGCCUUUCACUCAGAUGGCAGCAAAACACCCGCUAACCGGCAGGUCAGCUGCCAGAAGAAGAAUUCCUCCAUGUUCCUCCUCCUCCUCCUUCUCCCCGGGAGAGUUGUAUUUCCAAGUCAGUGGAGUAAUAUCUGCAUACAGUUUCUGCCCUCCUGUGGUUAAAAGGCAAAGCAGCGGUGUUUGUCGGUUAAGUGGCUGCGCGGAUGAAAUGUCGUCUUGGGCUAAAUCAUCUGCUGCUGCCCGGCGACAGGCUAACCCCAACGGAAGUGCUCCACAGAUGCGUCUGUUUCGGAGAGCAGCGCCUUACCCCAGCAGAGAGGAGAGACCAGAAGAGCUCAAAGAUGCCCUGGAAAGCUAUGAAGAACUGGAUCAAAUACAAAGCUACAGUGCAAAUGUGAAGUAUGAGAGCUACAAGCAUCAGCCAGUUGCCUCCACUUUCCCUUCACCCUUCUCUUCAUUCUCCUCCAACGCUUCCACCAUCCACACAACCCCAGCCAAGGCGGACAGCUGCACUCCAGCAGACCGCCGCAAAGCACUGUAUCAGAAAUUCUACAGACAAGUUCAGGAGGAAAGGAAGCCGGCGGACUGCGUGGUCCUCUCUGUAACCAACCAGUGCCUGGAUUACCCCAAAUCGCUAAGCCAGUGCUUGCAGGAGCGCGGCCUGUCAGUGGAAAUGCUCUACCUUCAGGCGGAAUCAGGCCUGACCCGGGCCCUGCAGGAUGUCCGAGCAGAAGGCUCCCCGUUAUGUAUUCUGGUGGAGCAGACAAACAUAGCUCUGUCCUCCUGCACUGUUAUCAUAUUCUCAGAAUCCCUCAAAAUCCAUCGCAACAUGCCCAAAGACCAGGCCAUGGACUUUGUAGCAGCCGAGUACAGUCGCGGACUGGUCAAAGAGCGCCCCAAAAAAGACCCCUCAGACCUGGCAGCGCAGGCCUCACAGCUGCUCGAUGACUUCCUGGAGAGAGAAAAGCUCGAGCGGCACACUGUUCCCUCUGAAACACGUCCUCUCCUCUUGCUGUUAGCUGAGGGGGUGCACCUCUACCCCGAGGAGCUGGAAACCAUCUCAGAGUACGUGCGGUGCAGGCAGGAGCAUGUACAAGCCUCCAACACUGAGGGGCAGAGGGGUAAUAUGUUACCUCCAGGUCUGGGGAAACCUCCUCCUUUGCUGCCUACUCCGCCUGGGCCCCCUCAACCCAUGUCCUCAGGCGGAGCAGGAGGGUCAAUGAUGGACCACUCCUCAACUUCACCAUCUCCCCUUCUGCCCUCCCCAGGUUCUUAUCCCAAAACCAAACCCCCUCCGCUACUGUCCUUGCAACGACAAUCCGGUCCCUCAUUGGGGCCCCCAGCUUCACGGGGCCUUCUGUCUUCACACAGUCCCUAUAGCGGCCCCCUAGGGCCUCGUGGGCCCCUACUCCACCACGGUCCCCCAUACCAUCCAGGUCCUAGGGGUCCUCAUGGGAUCAGAGGCCCACCUAUUUUAAAAGCUUCCCGUCCUCCACUUCUUGCUUCUCCAGGUGCCCCUCACUCUCUUCCAAGACCAAGCUCCCGUCACUGAGAAACGAGAAUCAUCCACAAACACUAAAGCACACACUGUAACACACAAGCAGGCUUGACCUACCAGCAUCUUCUGAAGAUAACAUCAGACGACUCAAACGCCCCUGAGUUGGAUGACUGUAGUAAACCACGGUCAGUUAGAUGAUAACCAUGGUAGUAAAAGCCAGAUAUGAAUCAUUUGAUUGUGGAUGGAUCAGUGGAGGAUUUCAUGGAGUUAUGACUGAUAAUAUUAAGUGUCUUUCCCAGUGUCCCUGUGUCAAGCUUGUUCAUAUUCCUCUCAAUCCAGAGAACGUUGGUGUGGUCAGAGUGUCAGGACGAUCCUCUCUACAGUGUUAAGGUGCUCAAGUUUUUAAGAAGAUUUCAGAGGACCCUGAUAGAAUUUAUACAGCAAAUUAAAAACAAAAAAGUUCCAACAUCAUUAUUUAAUGUGACAUGGCAGAUAUUGUUUAAACAGAGAAGUAACACAAAAUAUGAACCAUCAUAAACAUUAAAUAAAACUUAUUUUUGUACCAAAGCAACGAGGCAACUUUUAAUGCUAGGAUUAGAAAAUCAGUUUAUAUAAUUAGACCAUAAUUCAUUCAGGAUCUUUGUUACAGCAGAACAUAUAGGAAAGCUACACUACACCACUACACUUAAAGGUAGGGGGAGCUGUAUUGACAUUUUAUGAGGAAAUCUCAAUCACUCUCUUUUCUUUUAGUUCAGGGAAACACUUCAAUAUUGAAUAUUUAAAUUCUGCACUGUACUGUUUCUGGCUGUGUGCUGUUGAUUGUUUUUAUGACUUCAUUGUUGGGAGCUGUAAAAUAUCCUGGUCUCGUUGGUAAAAGUAAUUUGUGAUACUGUAUGUGACAAAUGUGCAAGGAAGAGGGGAGAUAGGGCAGCGAUUCACUGAUGAGAAUCUCUGUCACUGUAAAUCAACAAGCCCUCACAGUGUGCAUUACCUGUUUCUGUGUGUGUCGCUCUGGUCGAAGAUCCUCUAAAGAAAUAUUUUCAAAAGUGACAUCAACAUGUUUCUUUUCACAUUUACUUGGAACCAUUGAGUUAUAAUUUAUCACAGAUUACAAACUAAAAAGUGAUAGAAAAAUCUGUGGGAAUAAUCCAUCUCUAAAACAUCUCAACCUUUUCUUUCUGUUUUGUAGAUAUUGUUGAAAUCCUGUUCCCAAUCCUUUCUUUCUUUUUUAAAUAUAUGUAAAUACAUAUUGUAAUAGUGGAUAGUUGAACAACUUGGCACUGUGGAUACGUUUUCUUGGAUGUCCAGCAGUGUUCAUUUUUAUCAAGUAUUAGGAGGGGGGGCUUGCGUUUGUUUAAAAAAAAAAAAAAAGGACUGCAAAUGUUUUGUUUUGGUCUGAUGAGCGUUUCAAUAUUAUUUGUAUUGUAAAAGAGAGAAUUAACCAUAAUAAAGUGAUAUUCAUUUAAGUAUA
Messenger RNA from Labrus bergylta (ballan wrasse), 3149 nucleotides. RefSeq lists its product as uncharacterized. Lineage: Eukaryota; Metazoa; Chordata; Actinopteri; Labriformes; Labridae. The record is from RefSeq and is a predicted model, not a curated record.